This is a messenger RNA of Trichoderma aggressivum f. europaeum, 3450 nucleotides long. RefSeq lists its product as uncharacterized. The transcript has 3 exons. The coding region runs from base 1 to 3450 and encodes 1149 amino acids. The record is from RefSeq and is a predicted model, not a curated record. Lineage: Eukaryota; Fungi; Ascomycota; Sordariomycetes; Hypocreales; Hypocreaceae.
AUGUUCAGUCGACGGCACAAGAGUCAGCAUCACGUCGACGGCCGCAGGAAGAAGCCAGAUACUCUAUCAAGUGCUCUGGGCGACCUGGGCCUCAUUGCCAGUCCACGGUCAUCAAAGUCGGCCGGCCCUCGGUUUAGGCCUGAAAGUAGUGCAACGGAUGCUCCGUUCCAUCUCGAGGGCCAUUCCCCUAGCAUCCCAGCCUCACGCAGCACCGUUUCUCUCCAGCGAGGGCGGUCUGCGAGCACUACCAGUACCGCUACCGCUACAUCUAGAAGAGUAGGCGGUAUCGACAACAACGUCAUGUCGAGCAGCGCGGAUCGAGGCCGCAUGCGGCGGGACAGGACAUUCGUCGGCAGCGAAUGUGCCGUCUGUGAGGAGCCGCUGGAGCACACGCUGCGAGGCGAGCGAAUCCUACAGUUCUCUUGCUCCCACGUCUCUCACGAAGCCUGCUUCUACGAGUUCAUCCGCGAAAUGGAAUCACAAUACUGCCCAACCUGUGAUGCCCCGCUACAUCUUGACUCCAGCCGAGGCGGCAAUGUCCUGGACAUCAGUUCGUCAUCUAGACGCACGGAAACGCAGAAGCAUGCCGCUAAUUCAGACGUAGACAAAAUCAGCAACAUGGUGCGUACUGCCGGCACCGAGUCAAGGGCUGGCACCGUCACUCCUGCGCCCACCUGGGAAAGCCAGGGGGCGCCCAGCGUAGAUACCCAAAGGCGUCAACAGUUGACGCACACUCCGAGUGUUGGCAGGACGAGCCAGCGCGAUGUCAGGGACAACAGCUCAGAUCGCUAUGCUUCUACGAGGCAUACUCGCAAUGACAGCACCGGCAUGGCCUCGUCUAACGGCUAUCCUGAGACCGCACAGAGCGGCUCCCAAUGGCGCCACGACUACGACGUCCAGACAAUGGAGACGACACCUAGCAGCCCUCGUGCCGCUACCAGAAACCCUAUUCCCCCGCCGAUUGUUACCGUUCGCUCCGAGUUUCCUACCGUCAGCAGGUCUCGCCAGCAGCAGACGCUCACGUGCCUCGUUACCAUUGAAGUUCCUGACAACAAAUGGAGGCCAGACCCCGAGGAUAUUGGCUCGCCGGUGCAGUCGCAGUUGGCUGUUAACCCGGGCGUUCCUGAGGUGGCCCCUCGCGCUGUAUCACCUGCUUCGACACCGACGCCGAAUCCCCCACGUUUCCAUCCUUACGAGUCCCCUGAGGUUUUGGAAGAAAUGACGGAGAAUCUACGAAGUCGCGUCGAUAACUGGCAUGGAUUAGAGUUCAAUAGAUUUGGGCAGCUGAGACUGUGCGGCACGUUACGAGUGGGCAAAGAUAAAGUGUCAUGGCAGGAGCUCGAGUGUUAUCUCUUCUCCGAGAUGCUCAUUUGUGUCAAGGAGAAGAAGCUCCCGCCCCACUGGGAUGAGUCGGGCGGCCAACGAAAGCAAGCUACUCGCUGCACGCUCAAGGGCUCCAUCUUGAUCAAGAAGCAUCUCAAUGACGUAACGGAAACGGGAGCUAUCGACGAGAACGUCCUUACACUCAAUCUCUCUGUGCUCGAACUGCCACAAUUUCAUCUCAGGUUCGACAAUCGCAAUCAGCUUAAGCUAUGGAACCAAGCUCUAUUGGAUUUGAACGCUGUCGAUUUUGCCCCUUCUCUUCGAAGCCCCGAUCUGGACCGCGGAGAGUUCUCUGAGAAUGACGAGGACGGGGAAUGGGGCCGAGCUGGCCAGCAGCGCGUAUCCUCCAUUGCUUCUUCCUGGGGCCACAAGUCCGGCACGACGGCACAGACCGAGUAUACCAAUGUGCCAAGCAAGACCAUUCGCCUCCCCAACGCUGUUCACGUCCCGAUCGACGUCGUUGUCGUUGUUCCCAUCUCUUCGUCAAUGCAGGGUGUUAAGAUCAACCUCGUCCGUGACGCACUCAAAUUCAUGGUCAGCACGCUGGGUGAGAGGGACCGCAUGGGCCUCGUCACAUUUGGUUCUGGUGGUGGCGGCGUGCCAAUCGUCGGCAUGACCACCAAGGCUUGGCCCGGUUGGUCCAAUGUCCUGGGCUCAAUCAAACCCGUUGGUCAGAAGAGCCACCGCGCCGACGUGGUCGAGGGUGCCAACGUUGCUAUGGAUUUGCUGAUGCAGAGGAAGCACAACAAUCCCAUUGCUACCAUUCUACUCAUCAGCGAUGUGUCGACAUCCGACGCCGAUUCUGUGGACUUUGUCGUCUCUAGGGCAGAAGCUGCAAAGAUCACCAUUCACUCCUUUGGGCUGGGAAUGACCCACAAGCCUGACACAAUGAUUGAACUCUCGACGAGGACAAAGGCAUCGUACACAUAUGUUAAGGACUGGAUGAUGCUACGGGAAUGUCUGGCCGGGUGCUUGGGCAGCAUGCAGACACUGUCUCACCAGAACGUCAAGCUCAAGCUCAAGCUCCCAGAAGGAUCACCUGCCAAAUUUCACAAGAUCAGCGGCGCUCUGCAAAUCACCAAGCGGGCAACAGGGAGAGACGCUGAAGCGUCGCUCGGCGAUCUACGAUUUGGAGAUAAGCGUGACGUGCUGGUUCAGCUCGUCAUCCUUCCGGACACCUCUUCUCAGGAGACGCUUGCUCCGGACCCAUGGGAUAACAUUGUCUCAGGCCUGGAGGCUCUUGGCGGGUCGACAGAUACCGAUACAGAGAGAACCCUUUCGGUGGAGGAAGUGCCACUGAUUCAGGCUGAUCUCACCUGGGGUGACAUCUUGAGAGAUGGCACCACAGCUCAGAUGCCACGACCAUCUCUUCUAGCCAUUACCAUGCUGCCAGCAUAUCUUAGCCAGAAGAAUAAGUGGCAGAAUACGCCGCCCAUCCCCCCGCACCCCAGCGUUGUCCAGAGGCGAAUGGAGCUGCUCACCUCAGACAUGCUCACGCGUGCCCUGACUCUCGUGAGCCGUGGCCAGCACGACCGCGCUCAUACACUGUUGAACGAAACUCGUUCCAUCCUCAAGGGCCUCGGCAAAGGUGGCUUGCCACCUGUACCUCCCAGCAAAUCGCUACCUUCGACACCGCACCCAGGCAACGAUGGAUCUCCAGCAUCCGGAACUCCAGAUCGGAAGCGCAGCCCUUCGCCUACGUCGGCAACGUCCUCCUCUGGGAAUGGCCCGCCUGCGCUUGGCCCUCCCCCUCAGCUAGGUCGGUCGCGAUCCACCGAUGGACUGACACUCGGCGUCGGUAUCGACGCUACAACGGUCGCUGCUCUCGAUGCUGAACUCGAGAGCAGUCUGGAAUGGAUCCAACACCCUGCUGUGUUCGGCCGCGACAGUCGUAAGGCGGUUCUCCAAGCAAUCGGCGUUAUAAGCUCACAACGUGCCUUUACGUCGCGGAGCCCAAUCGAGAGUCUGUGGGCGACCCGGAUCGGUGGCAUCAAGCGCCUUGCAGAACGCAGCCGGGAGUGGCGAGAAGAAGGCGGCGGUGAGGGCGGAAUCACUGAAGAGGCAUGA